AUGUAUCGCAUUUGGAACAUCUACGUUCUUGCUGCCUUUGGCACCAUUGGAGGCAUGAUCUUCGGCUUCGAAAUCAGCUCCAUGAGUGCCUGGAUUGGCUCUGAUCAAUAUCUCGACUACUUCAACCACCCAGGCUCAUCUCAGCAAGGUGGCAUUACUGCAUCCAUGUCUGCUGGAUCAUUUAUCGGAUCUCUCUUAUCCGGAUGGCUCGCCGAUCGCCUGGGUCGCCGAUUAGCCAUCCAAAUUGCUUCUGUGGACUGGAUUAUCGGUGCUGUGCUGCAGUGCUCUUCUCAAAAUGUGGCUCACCUCGUUGUGGGCCGCAUUGUCAGUGGACUUGCAAUCGGCGUAACUAGUUCUCAGUGUAUCGUCUAUCUUUCCGAGCUUGCUCCUUCUCGUAUCCGCGGCCGAGUUGUUGGCAUUCAACAGUGGUCUAUUGAUUGGGGUAUUCUGAUAAUGUACCUUAUUUCUUACGGUUGUUCCGUCUCUAUCCACAAACCGGCAGCAUUCCGAAUCGCAUGGGGCCUACAAGCCGUACCCGGAGCGAUUUUAUUCGUUUCCCUCUUCUUCUUCCCCGAAUCUCCUAGGUGGCUCGCAUCCAAGGAUCGCUGGGAAGAAUGCCACGAAAUCCUGGCGAAUCUGCACGCCAAAGGCGAUCGAAGCAAUAUCGCGGUUCUCGCUGAGCUUGAGGAGGUCAGGGAAGCGGCGAGGAUUGCUAAUGAGUCAAAAGAAAUCGGCUACUUGGGCUUAUUCGCUCCCAAGAUGUGGAAGCGGACGCUGGUUGGUGUCAGUGCACAGGUCUGGCAGCAACUUCUCGGGGGCAAUGUUAUGCUCUAUUACCUUGUUUACAUCUUCAACAUGGCUGGCAUGGUGAGCCUUGUAUACACCACCGUGCACUAA
Trichoderma gamsii is the source of this 897-nucleotide messenger RNA. RefSeq lists its product as hypothetical. NCBI's taxonomy places the organism in Eukaryota, Fungi, Ascomycota, Sordariomycetes, Hypocreales, Hypocreaceae. Gene Ontology annotation, biological process: transmembrane transport; carbohydrate transport. The record is from RefSeq and is a predicted model, not a curated record. The transcript has 3 exons. Gene Ontology annotation, cellular component: membrane. The coding region runs from base 1 to 897 and encodes 298 amino acids. Gene Ontology annotation, molecular function: carbohydrate:proton symporter activity.